AUUAAUUACAAAGUUACAAAGUCAAGAAAAAGCAAAGCCGCACGCAGCCGUUGUUCUUCACUGCUCCACCGCCGCUGCCACCGCCUGUAUGUUCAACCUCACUGUUUUUUUAUGCCUCAGCAUCUCGAAAUUUUAAAGGUUUCCAGUCUUUUGGACAACUGCGAUGCUCAUUAGGGAGUGUUACAAAUUUUUGAGCCAAAAGUGUAACCCGGUUUAAUAUGAUAACAAGUGGACGCUUUAUAAUGCGUAUGGCACCAUUGAGAAACUCUACAGAGCCGUAUUGUACUUCAAGUCCUUCAGAAAUUCUCUGACAGUUGCUUUUCUUGUUAAGUUUUUGGCCACUCUAGGUAAAAUGGAGUACCCCUUUUCCAGUAACGGAAAGAGUAACGAAUUUCCGUAUUUACCUAGGAAUCGGGUGGUGGAUAUGGCUGCAAGGUCAACAGAUGAGAGUGCACAGAGCUCAAAUGUGGAGGACUCGUUUGGUAAUGCAGUGGAUCUGAUGAAUUUUGACACAUAUGCUGGAUGGUGCAACAGCCCCAACAAUUUGGUGGACCAGAUGUUUCCCUCCUUUGCCAAUUUCUCGCCUCUUGAUGGAUUGAACUUCACGCAGCAUAAUUCGGGAAUGUCACUAUUGGAUAGUGAUGUUAAUGGAAGUUCAUCUAUGAAUGAAGACAAGGUGGUGCUUCAUAAUGUCGACUACCAACUUCCUUUCACAAGAAGCCCUGUUGAUGAUGGGCUCAGUUUGACUGAGAUGAGAGAUAGAAGCCCGAAGCAUAAGCUAAUUGGUGAUGUAGGGAACAGUGUGAUCCCAAGGCCUCCUAUCCAAUCUCUGGCUGAGCGAAUGCUAAGAGCUUUGGAUCUAUUCAAAGAAUGGUCUGGAAGGGGUAUUUUAGCUCAAGUGUGGGUUCCGAUGAAGAAUGGGGAUCAAUACAUCUUAAGCACUUCUGACCAACCUUUUUUACUUGACCAAACACUUAUCGGAUAUCGUGAAGUGUCUAGGUCAUUUACAUUUGCAGCAGAAUCAAAGGCAGGAUCUUUCUCAGGGCUUCCUGGUCGUGUAUUUGCUUCAAGGGUUCCAGAAUGGACCUCAAACGUAAUGUACUACAGUAAGGGUGAGUACCAUCGGGUACAAUAUGCUAUUGACCAUGAAGUUCGAGGAUCCAUUGCUAUACCUGUUUUUGAUGACGAGUUGCUUGAAAGUCCGUGCUGUGCCGUGCUAGAACUUGUUACCACGAUGGAGAAGUCCAAUUUUGAUUUGGAGAUGGAAAAUGUUUGUCGCGCACUCCAGGCUGUGAAAUUAAGGAGCCCUGCACCUCCGAGACAUUUUUCCCAGAGUUUAUCCAAUAAUCAAAGAGCAGCUUUAUCCGAGAUUACAGAUGUUUUACGUGCAGUAUGCUAUGCACAUCGACUGCCUCUUGCAUUAACAUGGAUACCUUGUAGUUUGGGGCAGGGUGAAGGAACUAUGCAGAUACAUGCUAGAGAACACAAUAGGAAUGUAAAUGAGAAAAUUGUACUAUGCAUUGAGGAUAGUGCCUGUUACGUGAAUGACAAAGAUAUGAAGGAUUUCGUGCAUGCAUGCCAGGAACAUUAUCUUGAGGAAGGACAAGGAAUUGCUGGAAAGGCUCUACAAUCGACCCACCCAUUCUUUUACCAUGAUGUCAAGGAAUAUCAUAUAAGCGAGUAUCCACUUGUUCAUCAUGCCCGUAAAUUUGGCCUAAGUGCUGCAGUUGCAAUCCGCCUAAGAAGUACUUAUACGGGUGACAGUGACUAUAUAUUGGAGUUCUUUCUUCCUGUCAAUAUGAAGGGAAGUACAGAACAACAACUACUGCUUAAUAACCUCUCUGGUACCAUGCAGAGGAUCUGUAAGAGUUUAAGGACUGUAUCUGAAACUGAAUUACAUGGGAUGGGUGACUCCAAAUUGAAAUCACAGGAUUCGGAAAUGAGAAACAUAUCAUCAACAACAGUAUCAGAGAGGAGUCCUGAACAGUCGUUUAUUGGUGGAAAUUUGAAAAAUAUCGAUCCCGUUCCUCAGAAUGUAGUUGGAUCGACAACCACUAGGAAAGAAGCUGAUAGUCCUCAAGACCAGAAUGUGGCUGGCUCGAGGAAACAUGUGGAGAAGAAGCGAAGUACAGCUGAGAAACAUGUUAGCUUAAGUGUUCUUCAACAAUACUUCUCCGGGAGCCUCAAAGACGCCGCGAAAAGUAUUGGUGUGUGCCCAACUACUCUGAAAAGGAUAUGCAGACAAUAUGGCAUCUCACGAUGGCCUUCUCGAAAAAUCAAUAAGGUGAAUCGUUCUUUGAGAAAGAUACAAAGCGUGCUUGAUUCUGUCCAAGGGGUGGAAGGAGGAUUGAAGUUUGAUCCAGCAACAGGCGGUCUUGUUCCUACUGGUCCUAUCGUCGAAGAAUUCGAGACUAGAAAAAGAACUGGCCUGCCCAACAAAGAUGGUAUGAUUAGAGACUUUGAUUUAAUCCAAAAUAUAAACUCUGCACCAGCAUCAUCUUUCAUGGACGUUCAAACCUCCAUUGUAAAAAUGGAAGAUGAGUGUCUCUUAGAUGGAAGCCAAAUGGUAGGAAAAUGUGAGCCACGUCCUCCUCAUCUGCCGAGUUUAGAGCAAUCUAGGUUAGCUGCACUAGAUACUGGGGUAACCCGACCUAUCAGCCUAAACAGUGUGCAUUGGACAACUUCUCCAAAUGUCUUACCGAGUUCGUUCCUUCCCUCAAAAACCCCCGAUAGGUGGGAAUUCACUAAUAAAUCUCAUUUCAUUCCUCAAAACUCAAGCUCGGUGGCAGUUGGUAACAAGGUGGAUACCAGAUCAAAAGAUGAAAUUGUCACUUCCCGCGAACACAACCAACCUAGUUCCUCGGGCAUGACAGGCUCAUCUGACGGGUCUGGAUCUGGAUCACUGAUGAACAACAGUUCAUCAAGCUCCAGAAGCUCCAGCAAGAGGCAGAAUCAUAAAAGUGAAACCGGUCAUAUAGAUAGUGGGUCAAAAAUAGUAGUGAAGGCUACUUACAAAGACGACAUGGUCCGGUUCAAAUUCGACACAGCUUCCGGGUGCAUUCUACUGUAUGAGGAAAUAGCAAGGAGAUUCAAACUCCAGGUAGGUCAGUUCCAGCUCAAGUAUUUGGACGAUGAAGAGGAAUGGGUGAUGUUGGUAAGUGAUUCGGAUUUGCAAGAAUGUCUCGAAAUAUUAGAUUUCAUGGGCACUCGCAGUGUGAAGUUUCUCGUUCGUGACGAGGUAAGUGCUAUAGGAAGCUCUGGUGGCAGCAACUGCUUCCUAGGAGAGGGUUCUUGAUCAUCUGCAGCUGGUGCCGGCGUACAACUGAUUUCGAACUAUUCCAGAUGAUGAUCCAUGCUCAUGGAUCCAUCAACAAAAGGUAUGAAGCUCAUAUGAAGGAAAAGGAAAAAACGCUCAAAUUCAUACCAUUUUGCACUACUGUGAAGAUUAUAGAUAGAUAAGUAUAUGGUAAUUAAUAGGACAGUGUUAGAUUGUGUAUAUAAUCUUUGUUACAAUUCACUCUUUACUUUGUCGUGUAUAAUGCAUUUCUUUACAGUA
Salvia splendens (bonfire salvia) is the source of this 3556-nucleotide messenger RNA. RefSeq names its product protein NLP9. Bases 353 to 3295 code for a protein of 980 amino acids. Lineage: Eukaryota; Viridiplantae; Streptophyta; Magnoliopsida; Lamiales; Lamiaceae. The record is from RefSeq and is a predicted model, not a curated record. The transcript has 7 exons. Gene Ontology annotation, molecular function: protein binding; DNA-binding transcription factor activity.